Molecule: messenger RNA, 3407 nt
Organism: Poecilia latipinna (sailfin molly)
Lineage: Eukaryota; Metazoa; Chordata; Actinopteri; Cyprinodontiformes; Poeciliidae
Gene: tbc1d2b
Product: TBC1 domain family, member 2B
Exons: 13
Coding region: 16-3036 (1006 amino acids)
Biological process (GO): regulation of GTPase activity
Molecular function (GO): GTPase activator activity; small GTPase binding
Source: RefSeq, a predicted model, not a curated record
GCCCUCAGCGAGCGGAUGCCUCUCAUACACGUCACAAUUACCUCAAACUACAUUUCCCAGCACCCCCUUUCUGAGGAAAGCAGUCAUGCGGAUGGACCCAGGAGUUGCCAUCUGCGGGGCUGCAAGAAGAAGAAGAAGAAACUUCUAGGAAAGAUGCACGAAGAGGAGGAUGGGAGCGGGGAGAGCUCCUGCACAGUUUCACGGCUGCAGUCCUUCAAGUCUCUCGAUGUGGCCGAGGUGGAGGGAGCGAAGGAGCAGGCCUCCAAGCUGUGCGGCUACUUGAACAAACUCUCCGGCAAGGGGCCUCUCAGGGGCUACAAACUGAGGUGGUUCGUGUACGACCCGAGGAAAUGUUACUUGUAUUAUUUCAAGACUCCCCAAGAUGCCCUGCCUCUCGGACACAUUGAUAUAGGCGAUGCCUGCUUCAUGUACGACGUGGAGGGGGAAGAGGGACAGUUCGAGAUCCGUACAGCUGGGAAAGAAUUUCUCUUGAAGGCCCCCAGCAGACAGGUGAUGCAUUACUGGCUCCAGGAGUUGCAGCAGAAGCGUUGGGAGUACAGUAACACCAGAGGCACAGGGAAGAGAGACAGCUGGAGUUCUCCCACGCAGGCCUACCCUCCCACCGGCCUCGUGGGCAAGGACAGCGAUGCUUUCUUCGUUGAGAAGCUAAGUGACAGCAUGGAGAAAGUCCGCAGCGACUUUGCUAUGGACACAGAAAUGGAUGCAGGAGGGAUGGUGGGAAUCCAGUCAGCCAGAGGGCCCUUCUCCCUCAAAAACUUUGGUACAGAGCUCAGGAACUCCAUGUCCAAUCUGCGGCCAGGCCGAGUGGAGAACAGACGCAGCGUGUUUUACACCGGCAACCACAACAGCAGCUCAGAGGAGUGGGAGAUGGUGGACGCUCCCCCUAAGGACUUCACCGAACAGAAACCUCAUCUGGACACACAGAGACAUUCUUUUGGCUCGGCGUUCACCUUCGAUUUCGUGCGAAACCGCCAACGACCUCAGAGGCUCUUGCUCCGAGACGUGCGGGGACCAGGGAAGUUCGCACGCGGCGUGGAGAGACGCGGUUCUGGGAGUCCGACAGGGGAAUGCAACGGCAGCAAAUCUUUGGAGAUGCAGCUCCGCCUCCAGAACCAGCAGGAUGAGAUGAACCAGAUGCAGCAGGAGCAAAUCAAACUCCGGGAGGAGCUGGCCAGCCAGAAGGAGCUGGUGAGGCUCCUGCAACAGACUCUCAGAACCUCCCAGUUCGAGAGGCCCAGCGUAUGGCGAGCAGCUCCAGAUCCGUCCGCGGCCCCGGACCAGGCUCCCAGUCCGGCCGUGACCCAGGAGGACGUCGCCCAGCUGGAGGCGGUCCUCCAGGAGCGAGACGUACAGAUCCAGUCGCUAUGUGGACACAUGGAGCGUCUCUCUCUGGAGAAGGAGAGCCUGCAGCAGGAGCUGAAGGGCCUGAAAAUCAAGGUGGGGGAAAUUAAUGACCAGCUGGGGAUGCUGAUGGAGACCAUCCAGGCCAAAGAUCAGGUCAUCGUGAAGCUGUCACAGGAAAACUCUGAGCAGAGCGGGAAUGUCAGCGACGCUGGUUCUCCGCCACCUCAGCAGGAGCUGAGCAUCCUGAAGGACAGUCUUCAAGGCUACAAAUCCCAAAACAAGUUUCUGAACAAAGAGAUCCUGGAGUUGACUGUCCUGCGCAGGAACGCAGAGAUUCGGGAAAAGGCUUUAGAAGCAAAGUGCACAGCUCUGGAGGCCAAACUCUGUCAAGUGGAGAGUAAAUAUUUGGUGCUGCUUCAGGAGGUGAGAAAGCCGGUCUGUUCGUCGGAGGAGGAUCCGGCCCGGGAAGUCAUUUCCAGAUUACUGGAGGAUGCCCUGCAGGCGGAGAGCCCCGACCAGAACGAACACCAAAUCUUCAAACCAAAUUCAGUCAGUGAAUACGAUGUGUACGGCUUCAAAACGGUCCCAGAGGAAGAGGAGGAAGAGGAGAAGCUGGUUGCAAAGUUGAGGGCCUUGGAGCUGAAGUCCCUGUCCAUGACCGACCAGGAGGUUUCAGUCGGGGUGAAGUGGGAGAACUUUCUGGCCAGCACCAUGAACAGAGACCUGGUGCAUUCUCCCGAGCUCAAGGCCCUGAUCCGCUGCGGCGUGCCGCACGAGCACCGCUCCAUCGUGUGGCGCUGGUGCGUCACCUUCCACGUCAAGAAGUUCCGCGACCACUUGGCCCCGGAUUAUUACGAGACGCUGCUGAACGUGGCGCGGGAUCGGCCCAACCCGGCGUCCAAGCAGAUCGAGCUGGACUUGCUCCGGACAUUGCCCAACAACAAGCACUAUGCCUCGCCGAGCGCGGGCGGGAUCAACAAGCUGCGGAACGUCCUGGUGGCCUUCUCCUGGAGGAAUCCAGACAUCGGCUACUGUCAGGGUCUCAACAGGCUAGCAGCAAUCGCCUUGCUGUAUCUAGACCAGGAAGAUGCCUUUUGGACUCUUGUAGCCAUCGUUGAGGUCUUCAUGCCAAGAGAUUAUUACACAAAGACUCUGCUGGGCUCUCAGGUCGACCAGCGUGUGUUCAAAGACCUGAUGAGUGAGAAGUUGCCGCGCCUUCACGCCCACUUUGAGCAGCACAAAGUGGAUUUCUCCCUCAUCACCUUCAACUGGUUCCUGGUAGUGUUUGUGGACAGCGUGGUGAGCGACAUCCUGUUCAAGAUCUGGGAUGCCUUCCUAUUCGAGGGGCCAAAGAUCAUAUUUCGAUUUGCUCUCGCCCUCUUCAAGUACCAAGAAGAAGAGUUUUUAAAGCUGCAGGACACGACGGCCAUCUUUAAAUACCUUCGAUACUUCACGCGCACAAUCCUGGACUCAAGGAAGCUGAUGAACAUUGCUUUCGUGGACAUGAACCCAUUCCCUAUGAGGCAAAUCCAGAACCGCCGCUCCUUUCACCUAGAGAAGGUUCGCCUGGAGCUGACGGAGCUGGAGGCCAUCAGACAGACAUUCCUGAAGGAGAGGGAGACGAGUCUGGAUCGACGGAGCUUCGUCAGCGACGAUGAGGAGGAUAACUGAGCUUUUUUAUUUCCAGGCUGUGUCGCUUUAAGAAUGAAGACAAAGGGAGCUUCUCCACGGAGCGGCGACGCUUUACAGCUGCUGAAGGGUUUAAUUUUCCCAGUUUAGGUGUCGGAGUUGGUCUCUGCAUCAAAAAUGGAAUAAUGAACUGAAAUCAAAGGAUAAAACGCAUUGUAUCAGUAUUCCUGCCAUUUUUUUUCCCUGUGUAAAGUAUUUUUGCUGUCUAUGUUCAUGUUGUUCGUUGCCAAUAGUUUACUUUCCUAUAUUGCCAAACCAUGCAGUCCGAAACAGUAUUUUCAAGCAUUUUUAUACCUUUUUGAAGGAAUUCCUUUUUUCUUUUUUUGUGCUCACAUUUACACAAAAGAAAUCUC